Molecule: messenger RNA, 5472 nt
Organism: Prionailurus viverrinus (fishing cat)
Lineage: Eukaryota; Metazoa; Chordata; Mammalia; Carnivora; Felidae
Gene: MME
Product: membrane metalloendopeptidase
Exons: 23
Coding region: 102-2351 (749 amino acids)
Biological process (GO): amyloid-beta clearance; protein processing
Cellular component (GO): plasma membrane
Molecular function (GO): metalloendopeptidase activity
Source: RefSeq, a predicted model, not a curated record
GGGCGCGGAGAUGUGCAAGUGGCGAAGCUUGACCGCGCGCAGGCGGGAGCAGCCGCCCAACUCCCGGCGCGGGAUCCGCUGAGAGGCCACGAUUUUAGGUGAUGGGCAAAUCAGAAAGUCAGAUGGAUAUAACUGAUAUCAACACUCCAAGGCCAAAGAAACAACGAUGGACCUCACUGGAGAUCAGUCUCUCCGUCCUUGUCCUGCUCCUUACCAUCAUCGCCGUGACGAUGAUCGCACUCUAUGCAACCUAUGAUGAUGGCAUUUGCAAGUCGUCAGACUGCAUAAAAUCAGCUGCUCGACUGAUCCAGAACAUGGAUGCCACUGCUGAGCCUUGUACAGACUUUUUUAAAUAUGCCUGUGGAGGCUGGUUGAAACGCAACGUCAUUCCUGAGACCAGCUCCCGUUACAGUAACUUUGACAUUUUAAGAGAUGAACUAGAAGUCGUUUUGAAAGAUGUUCUUCAGGAACCCAAAACUGAAGAUAUAAUAGCAGUGCAGAAAGCAAAAACACUGUACAGAUCUUGUAUAAAUGAAUCCGCUAUUGAUAGCAGAGGCGGAAAACCUCUACUCAGUCUACUACCAGAUAUAUAUGAUUGGCCCGUAGCCACAGAAAACUGGGAGCAGACCUAUGGUCCUUCUUGGACAGCUGAGAAAUCUAUUGCACAGCUGAAUUCUAAAUUUGGGAAAAAAGUCAUUCUUAAUUUUUUUGUUGGCACUGAUGAUAAGAACUCUGUGAACCAUAUAAUUCAUAUUGAUCAGCCUCGACUUGGCCUCCCUUCCAGAGACUACUAUGAAUGCACUGGAAUAUACGAAGAGGCUUGUAUAGCAUACGUGGAUUUUAUGAUUUCUGUGGCCAGAUUGAUUCGUAAGGAGAAAGGACUGCCCAUCGAUGAAAACCAACUUUCUUUGGAAAUGAAGAGAGUUAUGGAAUUGGAAAAAGAAAUUGCCAAUGCUACAACUAAAUCUGAAGAUCGAAAUGAUCCAAUGCUUCUUUAUAACAAAAUGACAUUAGCCCAGCUCCAAAAUAACUUUUCACUAGAGAUCAAUGGGAAGCCAUUCAGCUGGUCAAAUUUCACAAAUGAAAUCAUGUCAACUGUGAAUAUUAAUAUUCCAAAUGAAGAAGAGGUGGUUGUUUAUGCUCCAGAAUAUUUAACCAAACUUAAGCUCACUCUUACCAAAUAUUCUGCCAGAGAUCUUCAAAAUUUAAUGUCCUGGCGAUUCAUAAUGGAUCUUGUAAGCAGCCUCAGCCGAACCUACAAGGAGUCCAGAAAUGCUUUCCGCAAGGCCCUUUAUGGCACAACAUCAGAGACAGCAACGUGGAGACGUUGUGCGAACUAUGUCAAUGGGAAUAUGGAAAAUGCUGUGGGAAGGCUGUACGUGGAAGCUGCAUUCGCUGGAGAGAGUAAACAUGUGGUUGAGGAUUUGAUUACACAGAUCCGAGAGGUUUUUAUCCAGACUUUAGAUGACCUCACUUGGAUGGAUGCUGAGACGAAAAAGAAAGCUGAGGAAAAGGCCUUAGCAAUUAAAGAAAGAAUUGGCUAUCCUGAUGACAUUAUUUCAAAUGACAACAAACUGAAUAAUGAAUACCUCGAGUUGAACUACAAGGAAGAUGAAUACUUUGAGAACAUAAUUCAAAACUUGAAGUUUGGCCAAAAUAAACAACUAAAGAAGCUCCGAGAAAAGGUGGACAAGGAUGAGUGGAUAAGUGGAGCAGCUGUAGUCAAUGCAUUUUAUUCUUCAGGCAGAAAUCAGAUAGUCUUCCCAGCUGGCAUCCUGCAGCCCCCCUUCUUCAGUGCUCAGCAGUCUAACUCAUUGAACUAUGGGGGUAUCGGCAUGGUCAUAGGACAUGAAAUCACCCAUGGCUUCGAUGACAAUGGCAGGAAUUUUAAUAAGGAUGGAGACCUUGUUGACUGGUGGACUCAACAGUCUGCAAAUAAUUUUAAAGACCAAUCCCAAUGCAUGGUGUACCAGUAUGGAAACUUCUCCUGGGACCUAGCUGGUGGACAACAUCUCAAUGGAAUUAAUACACUGGGAGAAAAUAUUGCUGAUAAUGGAGGCAUUGGCCAAGCAUACAGAGCCUAUCAAAAUUAUGUUAAAAAGAAUGGUGAAGAAAAACUACUUCCUGGACUUGACCUAAAUCACAAACAACUAUUCUUCUUGAACUUUGCCCAGGUGUGGUGUGGGACCUACAGGCCAGAGUAUGCUGUCAACUCCAUUAAAACAGAUGUUCACAGCCCAGGGAAUUUCAGAAUUAUUGGGACUUUGCAGAACUCCCCUGAGUUUUCAGAGGCCUAUCAUUGCCGCAAGAACUCAUACAUGAAUCCAGAAAAGAAAUGCCGAGUUUGGUGAUCUUCAGAAAAAGCGACGUAGCCUUUGGUUAGCCUUGCCAACAUCAUGAAAAUGGGAAACUCUGUCCAAGAGAAAAUGGGCCACCGAAGUCACUGUAAUUACAUGGGGGUAGUUAACAGAGAUGAGAGAGCAUCAUUUAGAAAUGAAGUUAGGUUAUUCUGGAAAAGGUAUGGAGAGGAGGGGUGGGGUCUGGUGUCUAUCAAAUCAAUCACUUCUCACUGUGUAAAUAACGCUUUAUGUCUAAAGAUAUUACCAUUCAUUUCUGUUUCUCAUACGAUCUGCCAGUUUGAUGUCACCUCUUGAAAACAGUGUUAACCACUUGAUGUAGACUGGGAUUUCUAAUCAAAGGGAGAAAGAAGAGAUUGGAGAAUACAGUUGGCUCCAAAAGCACAGCAGUGGCAUGAGAGUUAAAACACACAUUGCCUAAUUACUUAUUUUUAUUUUUAUUUGUAACAUUUAUGCUCCUGCAAAAAUCUUCCAAAGAAUUCUUAUACAUGUUGGGCCCGUGGGACUUAAUGUAAUUUUAAACCAGUUUUGCCAAUCAUCAGUUAUUCAUCCUGAAAUCAUUGUAUUUUAAGCUACUCUUAGGGCGAAAAUGAAUGUCUGAAACUAUUUUUCAUUAUACCUGCUUUCACUGAUGUUGAAAUUCUCAAGGCUCCCUGCAAUUUUCUAAGCAAUUUCUUGUUCUCUCUCCCUCUCAAAACUUGAUCUUUUUAAGAGAUUUGUAGUAAUGUAUAAAUAAUAAUUUUUAUAUUUAAUUAUUACAUUUAUGACUAAGUAAUUAUUAUUAUAGGUAAUCACUGAAUAUCGAAGUUUCAGACAGAUAGUUCCGAACCAAGAUCUGUAAAGUGAUGUACAGAUGAAGAUUUGAGAUUUUUACGCUUAUAAAUCAUAUUGAUAAAAAACUUUAAGCACAAACUAGGUGAAAAAUGGCCAUUGGACAGUUGUCUAAAGAUACAUAAGACCUGUGGUUUACAAUCAGGAUUUUCAGAAUAAAAUCUGUCCCUGAGGUGGCUCCGAUAAAAGGGCAUCUAUAUAGCUCUGCAUCUCUUUAUCUUUUCAGGUUUGUUGUCUGAUGGAAAUAUUUUGAUAAUAAAUUGAAAUUGUGAGCCCAUUACUCACUAAGCCUAUUGUGCUAGCUGUCUAGCUUUGGAAAGUGCAUUUCUGAAUAUAAAUGAGAGACUUCCCCACCUCAGACAGACCUGCUUCUAAAAUCCUAACUCACAUAAGAGUUCUGGGAGGGGACUGUUGCGUCCCUGAUAGGAACUCAUCUCUUGAGGCUUUCAUGUUCUCUUUCCCUGUCCUUUUAGCUAGUUUGGUUCAUUUCAUUACUUGAUUAACAUUUUACAAAAGAGGCACACUUCCAACAUCCUUAUUUUUCCUAACAAAAUGAAAAUGAGGGAAUUUCUGUUCAAAAUAUGAGUGUUGGUUUUCUUGCUUCUUGAAAGAUGCCCAUUGGCCUUUUUUAAAGAAAAAAAAAGUUAUUGAAAUAUAACACACAACAGUUUCAUAAAACGUAAGUGUACCCAGCUCAGUGAACUUUCUCCUACCGUAGACAGCCCUGUAACCAGCACCUUUAAGAAACAGAACAUUACUAGUGCCUUAGAAGCCCCUUCUUCCAACCACCACUUUGCUCCUCCAAGGACAACUACUGUCCUGACUUUUAAUAUCAUACAUUAGUUUCAAUUAAUUAGUAUGUAUUCUUUUGCGUCUGGCUUCUUUCACUCAGCAUUACAUUUGAGAUUCAUCCAUAUUGUUGCAUUUGACUGUGGAUCUUUCAUUCUCAUUGCUCAAUAAUAUUCUAUUGUGAUUUCAAUAGAAUAUUCAAUAAUAUUCUAUUGUGAUUAUACUACAGUUCACCCAUUCCAUUGUUGAUAGGCACUUGAGAAGUUUCCAGUUUGGGGUUGUUACAAAUGGUGCCAUCUUUUUUAACUUGAGAUUUUAAUGGGCUCAUUUCCACAAAUAUUUCCUAAAGUUAUUAUAAAUAUUGAAAAUACAGUUUUAUACUAGCCAUGGAAAUCCUUAUCUUUUCUUCUUGUAUCACUACCACUGUUAUCAUGGACAAUUAAAAGUAUACUUAUGGGUAUCUUUCUUUAAACUAAACUGAAAACACUUUUAAGUAAUAUUGGUAAUUGGAGCAAUAGGAGGUUCCAGUUCUGAAGAGAACAACUAUCUUUGAAUCACUUAGUAUCUAUCUUAACCAAAAAGCAACCAGUACAAAUUAUAAAAAGACACUAGAUUCCCCACUCUUUAAAAUGUCAGACUCCCAUCCCUAUGGAAGGACUUGAGUGAAAUUUUAUGGGCGGAUGGGGCAGGGGGGAACAACUCUCUAGUGUCUGGAUGUCCUGUGUCUAGAAAUACCAGAUUUCCUGGGACUAAGGGAUACACCAAAGUGAGAAGGCCAAAACUUUCCCCUCCCUCACACAUGAGGAUGUUCUUAAUCUUGCAUGGCACUGUUGUUGAGUUUUAUGGAUCUCUCUCAACUAAUCCCAAUCACUUGGAGUUGUUCCAUCAGGUAAGCUCAAACAUAAAUCCAGUUUCACCAUGGAUGAAUCCUGGUCAAGGAAAGAGUUUAGAAGCUGAGACAUUAAGGGUCGGGAGGCAAUGUAACUCAGGGAAGAGGACAAAGAGUUACUCAGCAGCCACCCUUGGUAAGGAGUCUGCCUUCAUGCUUCAGUGUCCAUGUGGAUUCUAGCUCUAAGGUGGAAAGGAUGCUAUCCUAGGAGAAGAGUCUUCUCCUAGUCCUAUUCUUCCAUAAAUGACAAGGUGACUUUGGACAUUUGAUCCAUUCUCUUGGGUCUUUGCUUUUCCUCCCUGAAAUAAAAGAAAGUUAGAUUCUACCAGUAGUUCUCAACAAGAGAAGGAGAAUGUAUCCAGUACUUCUUUGCUUGUAAUUUAUCCCCCCAGUUAAGAACCACCGGGUAAAAUAAUUUCAAAACUCUUGUGUAAAUGCCUGAGUCCAAGUCAACAACGUUAUAGUUCAAAGGACACAGACCAAAAGUUUUAUCUAGUUAGGGUCUACACUGCUCUUAGUAGUUUUCUUGAAAGCCUUUAUUAUUCCUAUUGUCACAGGUGGAGUUCUCAAAGUAGAAGAUAACUGUUAGUUUGGAAAUGAGACUCC